Molecule: messenger RNA, 6204 nt
Organism: Eleginops maclovinus (Patagonian blennie)
Lineage: Eukaryota; Metazoa; Chordata; Actinopteri; Perciformes; Eleginopidae
Gene: arhgap44a
Product: Rho GTPase activating protein 44a
Exons: 23
Coding region: 222-3026 (934 amino acids)
Biological process (GO): positive regulation of GTPase activity; regulation of dendritic spine morphogenesis; neurotransmitter receptor transport, endosome to postsynaptic membrane
Cellular component (GO): postsynaptic density; cytoplasm; presynaptic active zone
Molecular function (GO): GTPase activator activity; protein binding
Source: RefSeq, a predicted model, not a curated record
AGCAUCCCUGCGCAUGCAGUGGGGCAAAUGUAGAUGUAAAAAUAUCAUUAGAAAAUAUGUAAUCGUGUGGAAUAGGUUUUCGGCGUUGGCAGCUUGCAAUGAGGGAAGGAAAACAGGGCAGAUUGGAUUUUGUGUUGCGCCUCUGUGGAGCACGGACCGUUAUAUUGAGAGAAAUAAUGCGGAAUAUUUCCCCCAGUAGGUGUUAACGCAGAAAAUUCAAGAUGAAGAAGCAAUUCAAUCGGAUGCGACAGCUCGCCAACCAAACGGUGGGAAGAGCAGAGAAAACAGAGGUGUUAAGCGAGGACCUUCUACAGGUGGAGAAGCGUCUGGAUCUGGUCAAGCAGGUGACACACAGCACUCAUAAGAAGCUGACGGCCUGCCUGCAGGGUCAGCAGGGGGCAGAUGUAGAGAAGAGAUCUGUCAAGUCACCUUCUAAAAAACUACCGCUCACGAUCCUUGCACAAUGUAUGGUAGAAGGAGCUGCUGUGUUGGGGGAUGACUCUCUCCUGGGGAAGAUGCUGAUGAUGUGUGGGGAGACGGAAGAGAAGUUGGCCCAGGAGCUAAUCCAGUUUGAGUUUCAGAUAGAGAGAGAUGUGGUGGAGCCUCUGUAUGUGCUUGCUGAGGUGGACAUUCCAAACAUCCAGAAACAGAGGAAGCACUUAGCCAAACUUGUUUUGGACAUGGACUCAGCUAGAACAAGAUUUCAUCAGUCGUCCAAGUCAUCUAGUCACCCAAGCACACUGCAGCCCGGCGCCAAAUCAGAGUCUCUCCGAGAGGAGAUGGAGGAGGCAGCCAAUCGGAUGGAGAUUUGUAGGGAUCAGCUGUCAGCAGAUAUGUACAGUUUUGUGGCCAAAGAAAUAGACUAUGCAAAUUACUUCCAGACACUAAUAGAAACGCAGGCAGAGUAUCACAGGAAGUCAUUAGAGAUUCUUCAGAGCAUCCUGCCACAGAUUAAAGCUCACCAAGAGGCGUGGGUGGAGAAGCCUUCGUUUGGCAAGUCUCUGGAGGAUCACCUGAAUAUUAGUGGGAGAGAGAUUGCCUUCCCCAUCGAAGCUUGUGUCACAAUGCUGUUAGAGUGUGGCAUGCAAGAGGAGGGCCUCUUCAGAAUUGCUCCAUCAGCCUCCAAGCUGAAGAAGCUGAAAGCGUCCCUGGACUGUGGAGUUCUGGAUGUGCAGGAGUACUCCUCCGACCCACACGCCAUCGCAGGGGCUCUGAAAUCAUACCUCCGUGAGCUCCCUGAGCCACUGAUGACCACUGAACUUUAUGAUGAAUGGAUUCAGGCCUCCAACAUCCAAGAUUUGGACAAGAGGCUUCAAGCAUUAAUGGCUGUGUGUGAAAAACUCCCAACAGACAACUUGAACAAUUUCAGAUAUCUUAUCAAAUUCUUAGCCAAGCUAACUGACUACCAAGAUGAAAAUAAGAUGACUCCCGGUAACCAGGCCAUUGUUCUUGGUCCUAACUUGCUCUGGACACACACUGAACCGAACAUGACCGAGAUGAUGACCACCCUGUCCCUACAGAUUGUUAGCAUCGUUGAGCCCAUUAUUCAGCAUGCUGACUGGUUCUUCCCUGGAGAGAUUGAGUUCAACUUGACAGGGUGCUACGGCAGCCCGAUCCACAGCAACCACAACUCCAACUACAGCUCCAUGCCCUCACCAGACAUGGACCAAUCGGAGCGCAAGCAGCAGCACGACCAGAGCCGACGCCCACUGAGCGUUGCCACAGACAACAUGAUGCUGGAGUUCUACAAGAAGGAUGGCAUUAGGAAGAUACAAAGUAUGGGCGUGCGUGUUAUGGAUACUUCCUGGGUGUCUCGUAAGGGUUCGGCCACACUGUCGCGAAAGACCUCCUCUACCCCUCCAGGCCUGCAGGGCUCCGUGGACACGCUCAUACCCGAGCAGCCCGGAGAGCUCGCCUGCUCCCCGUCUGCGACACCGCCACUGGGAGAAAGGAUUUGCUCAGACAACGUGUCGCCAAAUCGGCCGGACACCUCUCAUGCCCACCCACCCCCAGGGGAGGACCGGCCACCCCCCCCUUACCCCAUCUCCUCGUGCCACAAUGCCCCCCACCUCUUCUAUCCCAAACCCCCACCCUGCGCUCGCCCCGUGGCACCGGGUCCAGAGUCCCAGCCCCCUGCCUCUCCCCCGCCCCCACUGCGCUGGUCUGGCUUCACUCCCCCGGCCCCGCCCCCUUCCUCCUCUUCUUCCUCCUCCUCCUCGUCACUUGACAUCAAUUCGAACCCCAAACCCAGCUGUCUGCAUUUCCCCAAGCACAGCCCGCCCGGUGACAUGUCGCAUGCACCCCCACUGGACACUAAUGCUUCACCACUCUACAUCAAAACCCCCUUGGUGUUAACCCGCCAUGACCAGUCCCUUGGCAACCCCCCUAGCCUCCCUUCGUCCGCCCCCCCGCCCCCGCCGUGGGCUGCCUGUCCAUGUGCCCGAGAGAGAGGACCCCCCAGGCUGACUAGUUCAUUCAAAAGUAAAGAGCUCUCCCCUGUAAUUGGACACAAAGCCAUCCAGGUGGCAGGUCCUACCGUCCCCCCCAGCUGUAGUCCUCAGAGCAGUAGCCAGUCCCCCCACUCCACAGAGCACAGUCCACACACCCUGCGCAAAGGUUCCAAGAAGUUGGCCCCUGUGCCUCCAAAGGUCCCUUACAGCCAGUCUUGCGGGAUGUCCGACCAGUCAACAGGUCAGCCGUCACCGGUCAGCCUGUCCCCAACACCUCCUAGCACCCCCUCCCCUUAUGGACUGGCCUGCCCUCCGGGGCAUGUGCCAACUUCCUCCCCCGGGCAGACCCCGUUUGGGGCGCCCCACUCCCUUUCGUCCCCUCCCUCCCUGACCGGAACGCUCACCAAGUCGCGGCCCGCCCCAAAGCCCAGGCAGAGACCCAGUCUGCCCCCUCCUCAGCCGCCCACAGCCCCUCCGGGGUUCACAGGCUCGGCCAUGGCCCCAGUUCCCCAGCCCCUGGAGCAGGGCCUCCUGGAUGGACUGUCUCCCGGGGAGAGCAUGUCUACAGCUGUGUGAGGCCAGGGAUUCAGUGUGGGCUAAGUGUGAGGGGGACUUUUAGGAUAUCUUCAAUUAUGAAAUCCCCUCCAUCAAUGUCAAUCUGGACAGCCUCAUCGAUGAGUUCAGCGGUGCCCCUUGCAGGAGGUCCCUGGCAGUGACAGACUUUCCAGAGGGGGACGCUGUGCCUGAGGAGGAGCCACAGAGCACCACUCUAUGACCUUUGACCCUAAGGCAUCACAGCUAACCAGCACCCCUGUGGCUAUACAUGCUCUUAACUGUCGCCAUCAAGGCCUGAUGGAAACACCAAUUGGCCUCACCAAUGCCCAUCUGAAACCACAACUCGAACACAUCUGCUCCAGGCUGCAAAGAAACUCAUCUCUUACAAUUGCUUGCUAGAACUUAAAUGUGACUACAAAGAAAAACACCAAAAUGCCAUAGCGGAGAAACAGUUGCCUUUAGGAGGAAAGACUGGAAUAAGUAUAGUAGAAUGAGUAUUAAUUUAAGAGAUUGUUUUAUUUUGUUUUAUUUUGCUUGUUCAUCUUUGUUCUUUGAUGAAGUGGUCUGUAUUUUUGUGAGUUUUUUAAAUUUAUUUUUGCCUUAUUAAAACAUGCAAUCAUAUUGCAAUAUGAUAUUCACAAGUUGUGCAACUUUUGGUAAGGGAAACUCAGAGCCUGACAUGGUUAGGAGCAAAGCCCCUCCUCAGGGUGUGACAGAGAGUAGUCGUGUUUUAUUGCUCACAGGGUAUUUAAGCUUUGUGCACAUUAGGAUAAUGCUGAGCCGUAGAGACAGGUUUUGCAUGCAGGAUGAAACGUUUAAUGCAGUUUACUUCUUAUCGUUACACCCAAUCUUUACUUCCCCUCUGCUAUCACAUAUUACAACUGUUCUUUAACUGACAUUUACCCUCAUACAGGUAAGCUCACUUUAACUCACUUUAUACCAGCACAGUAUGAGAAGAAUGUUACUGUAAAUUACAUUUUUUGGACAAAAGCACCACAAUGUGUUUGCAUGACAAGCCACUAUAAACAAACUGCUUCUGAUCAAGGGCCUCCGAAUGGCAGCGUGUUAUUUUGUGUGAGUGUUGUUGUUGUCCUUGGAGAGUAAAUUUAGACCACCCAUGUGCUGUUACAGUUUGAUGAUAAUGGAUGGAUGACUUCACUGCCUUUAGGUUCGUAUGAUUCUAUCUUUUAACCUUGUUUCAAGUGCUUCAGGUUCAGUGACCUUUGACCCCUAAUGUAAAUACAAAGACUGUACAUAAAUUGAUGUAUAUAAAUCUGAGAGGAAAAGUAUAUGUAAAAAUGCAUAUUUCAAAUAUAUAUAAUGAUGAUAGUAAUAAUAAUAUAUGUGCUGAUAUUUAUCAUGUUUAGAAGAUGUAAUGAUUAAAAAUGUGCUGUUAUUUUUGUCCCUGCACACGAUGAACAGGUUUAUUGUGGAUUCAUAAUGUUUCUCUUGAACACCAGGUAACAAAAAUGCUGCAGCAGAAAUGCAGAAUGUUAUUUCUGCUAGAAAUCUAUUGUGGCUUUUCUAAUUCUGUCUCCUGAGCUUUGACUUCAAAUAUACUCUAGCACUAAUGAGUUGCACGCCAUUGCCCUAUCUUUUUCUUCUAAAUCAGUUCUUUACUUAAUAGAUUCCUCUGUAAAUAAUGAGUUUACUUUGGGAACAUUCCGCUCGGUUAAUCCAUUCAUAAUGAGGAUAAAUGUAGUUUUUAGCAUAUAUAUUGAUGGAUCGGCUAAAAUGUUGUGCUCAUUUAAUUAUAAUAGCUAAUUUGGCACCCAUGCUUUAUCACCUCCAUAGUUAAAAUGAUUUUGUCUUUUGUUGUAAUUCUCACUGCAGACAAUUAUCCUGAGGUACUUCAAGUUUAUCAGAUAACAGAUGCUGCAGUGUACCUUUUUAAUCACCUAUCAAAUGUUUUAGGACUAUAAUUUUGUCAAUUAAAGUGCAAUUACAGUGUUUUGAGCCACAUCUGUCCAAAAAGUGUUACCCUUCCCAAACCUACAGAAGAAAAAGCCAUUAAUGUUAUUGCAAAGCAAUUAUUUUUCUUUUUUCAGUUAAUAAUUCUAGAUUAAACUUUCUCCAAAAGUGAUGGUAUGCUCCGUGUGUGUUCUCAAUGAACUACUGUAUGUUUAUGAAGAUUUUGGUGAUGUUGAUAAUUAUAUUGAUAUUUGUGGUGAUUAUAUGAAAACAAUUUCAAGUGCCCUCACUCUGGUUGUUAUUUUGGAACUACAGGCAUAAUUGAUGUGUACUAGAGGUUUUAUUUUCUGUGCUGGAUCCAUACAUUUAUACAGGAAGGCAGGGGUAUCUCUCUCUGUGUGCAGACUGAAUGUGACUCACUAAUAUUUCAAAUGGUAAGCUACCUGAUUUUGUAAUAGCAGAAAGGCAAAUGGACAUGGUACAUUUGGAUGAAGGUUCAUUAGGGUCUGUUGGCAUGUAUUAUUAUGAGUGCAGGGCAGUAUUACUGUAAUGCUUUUGUGCAUCAUAACUUGAACUUACAGCCACCUAAAAGCAUGCAUUCCUGUUCAUUGUAAGUGUGAUUAUUAUGCUGCUCAAGAGGAAAAAGAACACAUGUACACUCCCCAAAACUCGAGGCAUAAUUUCAUGACUAAUUUCAGUUAAUCUACCUUAACAGCUAUUUUCAAAAGCAUAUUCAUAUGAGCCACAUUUUGCACCAAAUGGUACACUGUAGUUUUUAUCAAGCAUUUUAACUACUGUACUGUACAUUUUAUAGCUCACCUUACCACCAAGUAUGUUGGUCUAAAGUAAAGCUCAAUUUGUUUACAUUUUCUUGGGGGAAUUUGAAAUGAAAAAAAGGGGAAAUCUGAAAAAGUGUCAUGCAUGCGCUUAUAGAUAGUCUUUUGAUAAUUCACAUUUUGUGUCAAUCACUGUCUUUUUAGGGAUUGUAAGGGGGGUAAAAUGUAGAGUUGGACUCUAGAGAAUGUGGAUCAUAAUGAAUGGUCCUAUGUGGGGUUCUGAGCAAUACGGUAGAGGAGUGGUUGUUGCCUGUGGAUGUACUGCCUCCUUCUGCUUUCACUACUAGUGUACAAAAACAAAACCUGCCGCUUUUCGAGCCCACCAUGCCCACCCCUUCCUCCUCUGCUUAGCAUAUCAAGUGGAACACAGUGUGUACUGUGAAGCCUACCUGUAAUCCUUAUCAGAAUGUCAGAAAUAAAUAUAUAUAUUAAACUCUACAUUUGUAAUAAUC